AAUAUCACGCUGGCGAGAUUGCGGCCUCGUAUGCCCCGUGGGUUGGCCGCGUCGGCGCAAAGUAGGGACGAUGUAAGAAGAGCCACGUGAGUGAAGAGCAACGUGUGACAGAAAUUCGGACUAUCCUAUCGCUGGCGUGUUGGCUUGCAGAUCUUGGUACGCGGGCCCGGACCGGCUGCUGGAUAGGUAGCACGGGGUAUGAAAUACCAUGCAGCUUAAGAAGAUGUCAUUAUUGACUAUCUGCUUUAAUUGCAGCCGCCUACAGCUGAUAUGUUCGCUUAUGCAGAUAGACGACGCGGAGGGCUGGCUUGUGCGACACGAUAUGCUGCUCCGAACUGGGAGAGGGAGACGGGAGAAAGCCGCUGAGCCACAGUUUGGCCUCUGGGGAGAGCAGCCGCUCCUGAUUUUCGGCGGACCGGGGAUGAUCCAUGUGCGGUGCAGCAGCAUCCCUCCCCCUGUGUGGCUAAGUGAUCAUCUCCGGUGGGAGAUCGAUCUGGAGAUUUCGGGCAUUCGAGACACCUGCCUUACAUGCCUAGGUACGUAGAUACACGCACGCCAAUAAUUGCCUAAGUAGGUAGGCAGGUUCUUGUCGGUUCUCGAGCAGGCGACCACCUGUUGAGCAGGACAGAAGUGGCGACGCUACG
Messenger RNA from Durotheca rogersii, 644 nucleotides. RefSeq lists its product as uncharacterized. Bases 209 to 544 code for a protein of 111 amino acids. The record is from RefSeq and is a predicted model, not a curated record. The transcript has a single exon. Lineage: Eukaryota; Fungi; Ascomycota; Sordariomycetes; Xylariales; Xylariaceae.